Priapulus caudatus is the source of this 978-nucleotide messenger RNA. RefSeq names its product ubiquitin carboxyl-terminal hydrolase 30-like. The coding region runs from base 16 to 978 and encodes 320 amino acids. The transcript is spliced from 6 exons. Gene Ontology annotation, molecular function: cysteine-type deubiquitinase activity; cysteine-type endopeptidase activity. Gene Ontology annotation, cellular component: cytosol; nucleus. The record is from RefSeq and is a predicted model, not a curated record. Gene Ontology annotation, biological process: protein deubiquitination. Lineage: Eukaryota; Metazoa; Priapulida; Priapulimorpha; Priapulimorphida; Priapulidae.
ACAACGUAGAUACAGAUGGGCGACAAUCACAGGGAUAUUUUAUUGCUAGGAAGUUGUGCUGCUGCCGUCAUUGUCGGAGCGUAUGUGUUCUGGGGUCCUUCUGUUUAUUCAGGAAAGAAGAGAUCAAAAAAAGAUGUUCCCGGAUUGCUGAAUCUUGGCAACACGUGCUUCGUCAAUGCUGUGCUGCAGGCUUUGGCGGCGUGCCCGGGGCUGGUGCACUGGCUAGGUGACCGUGUGGACGAGAGAAUCGGCGAAGACCAUCACGGUCUCUUCGCCCACAGCCUCGUCAAACUUCUGAGGGAGCUGAACAAUGAGGGAGCGGAUCCCGAGCGCGCUUACUACCAGCCGGCGGCCAUCUUGGCGGCGCUGCGCGGCCGGGGAUGGGUGAUAGCACACGGCGAACAGGACGCUCACGAGCUGCUCCACGUGCUCACAGCGACGCUCGACGAGGACCUCACCCCCACACCCGCGGUGGUACCGCUCUUCGAUGUCCACUCGCUGCAGGUCGGGACUUUCAAUGCUUGCGGUGUGGACGUCAUCACGCGUGCGCGUACGUCACUGCCGAGGCUGUCCACGCAGAGAGCGAGUCUGCCGUUCAGGGGACUGCUAGCGAGCCAGAUGAUCUGCAAACAGUGUUCUCACAAGUUACCAGUCAGAUAUGAGUCGUUUGACAGCCUCUCUCUCAACAUUCCAAACCAGCUAUGGGUAAGGGAUCAUUGCGUUGACUCCACAAAAGCUGCAAGUAGCUCUAAACCGCUUAAACUUAAAACAGUUACCGACUUAACGUGUCUCUCGUCGCAAGUCGGCAGCGUUCUCGGCCAGGGGGCGCUGCCGCUGUCGGCGGGGCUUCCCCUCAUGGCCGGUCUUCCCCUGAAGGUGGCGCCGCCGUCCGCGGCCGGGAGCGUGUUCCGCCUGCAGGCGGUUGUGCAGCAUCUGGGCGACGUCUUCUCCGGACACUUCAUCACGUAUCGCAGGUGA